AUGGAGCGAUACCCUUUGCCAGUCAUAGACGACAUCUUCGCGAACUUUCGAGGCGGAGAAAAAUUCAGUAUCCUGGAUCUACGAGAUGCUUACAACCAGAUUGCACUGGACGAGAACUCGCGAAAGCUGGCUGUCAUAAACACACCACCGGCAAUAUUCCAGAGAACGAUCGAGUCCAUACUGCAAGGCAUACCCGGGGUGCAAGCGUACUUGGACGACGUUUUAAUCGCGGAGACUGCUGAUGAGCCUUACCAUGCAUCGGAACUGGAGGACUUUACGCCAGUCGUCCUAUCCCUAGAUCAGCAGGACAUCGCUGCUGUGCCAACUAAACAGUUGCAAGCACUAACGGCGACAGACGACCUCAUAUCUCAAGUAUGCAAGUACACCCGCAGUGGUUGGCCACGGGGCGUUAAAGGAGACGGCGAGCUCUCAGAAUAUUAUAAGAAGCGGUAUGAGCUGUCGGUGGAAAACGACCUGUUGUACUGGGGUCAUCGCGUGGUGGUACCUACGGCCGCCCGCAAGAAGUUUCUCAUGCUACUGCAUGACUCCCAUCAGGGAGUGUCAUCAAUGAAGGCUAGAGCAAGAUCGAUAUUUUGGUGGCCUAGGUUGGACCAGGACAUCCAACGCGUAGCUGCCAACUGUAACAACUGCGUUCAAGCACUGCCUAUGCCACCAGCACAAACUCCUGUAAACUGGCCGGAGACGGGCGAAAAGUGGUCGCGGCUCCAUAUUGACUAUGCGGGACCUCUGCGUGGCAAGAUGGUGUUAAUUGUGCUGGAUUCACAUAGCAAAUGGAUUGAGGCUGUGCCGGUAGCACAUGUCAAUUCCCGAAGUACCGUCGAGAUCUUGAGAACAUUGUUUGCCCAGUUUGGAAUACCACGUACGGUGGUGUCAGAUAAUGGGACGCCUUUCACGGGCUUCGAAUUCCGUCAGUUCAUGGAGCGCAAUGGCAUUGUACAUAUCAGAACAUCUCCGCAUCACCCACAGAGCAAUGGGCUGGCUGAGCGCGCUGUGCGGACUGUUAAGGACGGAUUAAAGAAGAUUGGAAACGCCGAGUUGACGACCUCCCUUGCCCGCGUGCUUUGUAACUAUAGAAAUACUCCUCAACAAUCCGGACUGUCACCUUCGGAAAGGCUUUUGGGCUACCGGUUGCGCACAAGGCUGGACUUGUCUUUUCCUACCAGGAACCACCACAGUGUCUCGACCAAGCCGACGGAAGACACCGACUGGAAUUUCGCCCCCGGUCAAUCCGUCUAUAUGCGAAACUAUGGAAUGGGCGACAAAUGGACGCCGGGAAGGGUCAGGGCCAUGACCGGUGCUCGACUUUUGGAAGUGGAGACUGAGGCAGGGAUUGUCCGUCGACAUAUGGACCAAGUACGAAGGUGCGACAAAGGAUUGUUUUUGGAGAGCAACGACACUCGGGAAUCGGCGCUACCUGACAACAAAGCGACGACCGAAGACGCCAAGGACGCGUCUGCAGAAGCACUACUACGACGGUCAACGAGAACAAAAAAACCGGUGGACCGUUAUGGUUACUAA
Messenger RNA from Rhipicephalus sanguineus (brown dog tick), 1539 nucleotides. RefSeq lists its product as uncharacterized. Gene Ontology annotation, biological process: DNA integration. Bases 1 to 1539 code for a protein of 512 amino acids. Gene Ontology annotation, molecular function: nucleic acid binding. The transcript has 3 exons. The record is from RefSeq and is a predicted model, not a curated record. Lineage: Eukaryota; Metazoa; Arthropoda; Arachnida; Ixodida; Ixodidae.